CCAUACACAGCAGGUUUGUGGAAUAUCAUGGUCUCCAGACGGAACGUUUCUUGCUACUGGUGGUAAUGAUAAUGCGUGUAUGUUAUUCGAGCUGCAAGAUAUCAUUCCCCCAGGAGAAUUAGGCAUAGUCUCGAAGUGUGUGAAUACGCUAUGCCAGAGUCGUCUCAAUUCAUCCGUGGAGAACACCCAUCAACAGCUCUUACAUAGACACUUCAUCGCUCGCAGUUUACCUACAUCCUCCCGCUCUGGAAUCGCGCCUGUAUCAACAGCUCUCCUCAGCCGUGUGGGAUCGCUCAUCUCAGAUCGCGACCGAACGGUCAUGGUGCCGCCAAACAAUCAGAAGCAUCGGCUUGUCCACUCUGCGGCGGUUAAAGCAAUAGCAUUCGCUCCCUGGCAGCCAUCUCUUCUGGCCACUGGUGGGGGCUCUAAUGACCGCGCCAUCCACUUCUACCACACGCAGUCUGGCGCAUGUCUGGCUACUAUCAACGUUUAUGCUCAGGUGACUAGCCUUAUUUGGAGCAAGGCAAGGAGAGAGAUUGUCGCUACCUUUGGCUUUGCACAACCAGAGCAUCCGUUCCGAAUUGCUGUCUUCGCCUGGCCAAGCUGUGAGCAGAUCGCUGCAAUCCCUUGGGGCCCAAACGGUAGUAGCUGGGAUCGUAUAGAGAAUGAGUCAAAUGUUGACUGCGGCCGAGCCCUCUGUGCGGUUAGCUACCCCUGCAGGCCUCCUACUUAUGUGCUUGAUAAAUUAGACAGUCCCGAUGGCUCUUCUAUAUCGAGUUUGGUGAAUCAACUCAGGUCGAACAGGCAGGGAGGAAGUGUACAUUACCGGCGGGCAGUUGUGCGGCCUAGGGCCAAGGAAGGUGGGCUCUGGUGUCCACGCACAGUCGAAGAAGGAUGUAUCAUUGUGGCUUCUAGUGACCAAAGUGUCAAGUUUCAUGAGGUGUGGAGCAGUGGAAGAAAACAAAAGGCUGCAGCUUCUGGGCCAUACGGUGGCAGUGAGAUCCUCGAGGGUAUUGAAGGUUUGGAAGCCCCAGGAAAGGAAGUCAUUCGUUGACGUUAAAGCUUCGGGAUGCAGAGCUUCGCGAAUUAUUGGCAACAUAUCCUUAGUGCAGUAGGUUAUCAUGUCAAGCAUGUAUCCUUAUAGGGAAUUGGGAUAGACAUGUCAUGGCGAUGAAUGCAGCAUUCUGUAAAACAGGGAGCAUAGUCGCCAGCUACUCUAGGAGGUCACUGACGAAGUAAAGUUCAUUUCAUAUGCCCGGAUAUGCUUUAUAUUCGUGAACCAGUAGGUGGCAUUACCCGUUUAAGAACGGGAAUACUUGAGUAGGUCGACAUACUCUGCAUGGAAUAGGCAGAUACAAUAAACAGACCCUGUAUGGUGACUCCCGCUAACAGCAGUGGUCCCCAAAUAUUCCAUAACAGCAAAACACUCGUAACUGCGUCAUGUGGUAAAGUGAUAUAUAGGGUCCAGGAGGGGAAACAUAAAAGUAGCAAAAGGAAU
This is a messenger RNA of Aspergillus caelatus, 1498 nucleotides long. RefSeq lists its product as uncharacterized. Gene Ontology annotation, molecular function: ubiquitin ligase activator activity; anaphase-promoting complex binding; protein binding. Gene Ontology annotation, biological process: positive regulation of ubiquitin protein ligase activity; anaphase-promoting complex-dependent catabolic process; positive regulation of anaphase-promoting complex-dependent catabolic process. The transcript has a single exon. Lineage: Eukaryota; Fungi; Ascomycota; Eurotiomycetes; Eurotiales; Aspergillaceae. Gene Ontology annotation, cellular component: anaphase-promoting complex. The coding region runs from base 80 to 1054 and encodes 324 amino acids. The record is from RefSeq and is a predicted model, not a curated record.